Zygotorulaspora mrakii is the source of this 3348-nucleotide messenger RNA. RefSeq names its product autophagy protein ATG11 (gene ATG11). Gene Ontology annotation, biological process: autophagy of peroxisome; positive regulation of protein phosphorylation; reticulophagy. Lineage: Eukaryota; Fungi; Ascomycota; Saccharomycetes; Saccharomycetales; Saccharomycetaceae. Bases 1 to 3348 code for a protein of 1115 amino acids. Gene Ontology annotation, molecular function: molecular adaptor activity; protein kinase binding. Gene Ontology annotation, cellular component: phagophore assembly site membrane; Atg1/ULK1 kinase complex; extrinsic component of membrane. The record is from RefSeq and is a predicted model, not a curated record. The transcript has a single exon.
AUGUCAAAUGAUGCCCACAUAAUCAACGCUAUCACCGGUGAGUCCGUGUCAACAGAUCUUAAGUUCUUCAUGUCAUUAGAUGACUUUAAACGCUUUAUUAUUCAGAAAUGGAAUAUUCCUUGGGAUCAGCUGCUUAUUCUUUUACCUUUCGGAAAUAAACUGAAAGCUUCUAGCUUCAAGGAUUGUUUGAGCAAUACCGCCAUCGGUGCUAAUGAAUUUUACGUAUAUGAUAGGCGGUUAUUUUCUGUGAUUAAUGAACCUGUAUAUCCACAGCACGAUAUGAGUAGUAAUCCGGAGCUGGCUGAAAAAGUUGAGUCUCUUUUGCAUCUAUUAACACGCGAUAUUCAGUCUAAGAACGAGUGCACAUUAUUUAAGCCAAUAAGCUCUCCAUUAGAAGAUGUAGACCUAAAAUUGGAAAAUCUAAGCCAUAGAACUAUAAUAAGCCUUUUGACUACAAAUUUAGGUUGGUUAAGCGCCUUGGAAAUUGACGUACAUUAUUUCCGUAAGAUGAUUCAAGAAUAUUUAUCGCAAACAUCCUCAAUUUUCAAAUGCUUAAGUAUUUGUGAACAGUAUCUCAAGCUUUACUGUUACGACGUUGAAAAACUAUAUAACUCCAAUGUUCAAUUUCUCAAUCAGCUGGCAGACGACACGUCGUCAAAAAAAUGGAAGGAUUGUUAUAAUAAUACUCUUCUUAGACUGGAUGGAUUAAAUGGAACUCUAGAGCAGUACGUUCAUCGGGAAAUGCUGGAGGAAAAUGAAAUGAAGCUAAUACUAUUGGAUCAAACUAUUGAUAACAAAUUAAAAAAAAUAAGACAGGAGCUUGAUUUCAAUGCUGAAUUAAGGAAUAAGGUAACAAAAAGUGUCGAAUCCAUCCAAAAGGAAUUUGCUCCCGGAAGUAUAAAAGACCGCUUUGAAAAAGUAAUGCUUGAUAAGUUUGAUGAGCUAGUUCAAGAUACAAGAAGUACCAGUCGUGCAAUCCUGGAACAAGAUUUUGCAGAAACACAAAAUUCGGAUUUAGAAAAUGCUCAGCAGUACCUAGAGAGUAUCAAAAAUGGUGUCGCACGUAAACUAUUGACAAUUGCAAAUGCGGUGUAUGCACAGAUUGAACUUGUCCUAGAGCAAAGAGGCUCACUUCAGAAAAGGGCAAUAAUUACAUUAGGUGAGAUCGCUUUUGUUCAGAUGGAAACUCUAGGGAUCAAGAAAAUUUUACUUGAUGAUUGUAAUAAGGAGCUGGAUGUAUAUCAAAAGUUAGAAUUAGAGCUUUCACAAGUCGAGAGUUUACCCUUCAUUUAUGGGCUCUACCUGAUAGAGUGCUACCGACGGCAAAUAUGGUGCACUCUCGUUACUAAAAGUAUAAUCAAGUGCUCAAAGGAGCUGAAGGAUGUUCUUGAAAAGGAAAAGAUAUCUCGAAGUCGAUGGAUAGAGAAAUUCGGUUCGGUUGCUUCUAUUUUCUCUAAUAGUCUUGACGAUCUCUCUGACUUGCACCAGCUAGCUAAAUCAUUCGAUGAAACAUCGUAUUUCCAAACUACAUCUCAAGAAUACUCCACAUCAUCAGAGGACACAAAACAAUUUACACUUCAGGUCAUUGAGAAAUAUAUGAAGCAAAUGAAAGAGCUUAACGUAUCUACGGAGAUUACAGAUAUUUUAUGGCAAAAUUUUUAUGAGGCAAAUAGCCUCAGUCUCGAAUUAUACAUGAAUGAUAAGGAACCAUCAGAUUCGCCCAGAACCAUGACUGCGGGGCAUCAAAUCAAUGGUUAUAGGGCCCGGAUAAAAAAGCUAGAAUCACUUCUUCAUGACGUAAAGUACUCUGACCCCAGCCGUUGGCCUUCUGGAAUACUGAAUUCCAAUUAUAUGCAACCUUUUCACAACAGCAUUACAACGAUAGGCGCAAGAGCCAAAUUAUGUGACUCUAAUAACAGUUAUAAUGUAAUGGAAAUGCAGUUAAAGAUUAAGAAUUUGCAAGAGCUGGCAUAUCAGUCCAAUAAAACUAAUGAUACGAAAGAUUUGCAAUUAUCUGCUGUAAACGCAAAAGUUGCAGAUUUAGAAAUAGAAAACGCUGCUUUUAAAGAGAAUUUAUCUCACUUGAAGAAAGAGUUGGCAAGACUCGCCGUGGUAGAGGAGGAAAAACAGAGCUAUAUUUUGCUUCAGCAAAAGAGUUUCAAAAGUGAUAUUCAAAGUGUAAUAAAGGAAAAUACUAGUCUGGUAGGAGAACUUACCUCAAUAAGUGAAAACUUCAGAAAUGUUCAAGACGAAAGAGAUAAUUUACUACUGGAGUUCAGGAGGCUCAAGGAGAAAUCUGUCAAGCAAAUGGAUGCUUUUACCUCUGAAGGCGAUAAGCUUACCGAACGUAAUAAACAACUUGAAAAUAGUAUGGCUGGCCUCCGAAAGACCAAUGAAGAAUUAGCGUCCAAAAAUACAAAGGCAGUUUACGUCGACGAAGCCACACAAACCGUGGAAGAGCCAAUAGAACAAUCUUCUUUGAUAAGUAAUUCGCAUGAUAUGAAAGAUCUCUUAAAAAGAAUUGAAGCCAGAACUUUUGAAGUUUUCAAGUCUGAUGUUUUCAUUCUGGAAAAUAUUGGAUUACUGCUUGCUUUUGACGAAGAAGGUUUUAUAAAGAUAAAGAGAGUAAAAGGACUAAAAAAGGAUCAAAACGCCAGCAUACUAGAUGAGAGUACACAAAUCCCAGAAAAUGAUACAGUGCUGAAGAGCUCUGUAUUUCGUGGCAUUAAACAGCUUUACAACGAGUUACAAAUUAAGCCAGAAUCGGAUAAGCAUAAUGAUUUUCUUUUCCGCUUGAAUAAGGUGUAUGACGAUAAAUUAUUUGAAAAUGCUGUAAUUGGACGUUUCAAAGAUAUUGAAUUCCUAGCGAAAAAACUUACGAAAGAAAAUAAAAGAAAGAAGGGUCUGCUGGAGACUUAUCAAAAAGAACGAUUGGCUCUCAAUAACUUUCAAGUUGGAGAUCUUGCUUUGUUUUUACCAACAAGGGAAACAAUAUCUUCCUGCGAGUCCUCGGAGUCUUCUUUGAUUUCCUCUUUCUCAUCAGUAGACCUUUCGACCCCUCCACCUUUAGAUGCGUCUAUUGCGGUUGCUUCGUCUGGCGGAAGAAAAGAGAAAAGUGCCAAAGCAAGAAGGAAUCCACCAUGGGCUGCAUUCACCGCCUUUGAAGAUAAUACGAGGUAUUUCCUCAAGGAUGAGAAUGGAUUAACAAAGGGCAGAGAGUGGUUUGUGGGACGAAUUUUGAAUUUAGAGAGUAAUGUUGUUGAUAGACAAAAUUACAAUCCAUACAAGCUUCCUCAGGGGACCGUAUGGUUUCAUUUAAGUGCAACUAUGAUAUCACUUUCAGGCUGA